AUGUCACUACUCAACAUGAUGCCUGAAGAGCGCAUCGACUCAUGGCGUCAACGCGUUCCAAGCCGCAUGGAUCGCGAGGAUCCCUUCGAAGGAGACCACUUCGACGAACGUCCCUCCACACGCCUCACAUUUCAUGAUGUUUCUCCUCCUGAGGCUAGACCUUCUACGCGCCUGGGCUUCUUCCGCGCCGCUACACCUAUGUUCGGACGUAGUUCUACACCUUCUUCUACUCGACCUGCUUCAAGCAUGAUGCAACGACGUGUGGAGGGGAAGCGAAGGAGUUUUCUGAGCUUGCUUACUCGCAAGAGGAAGAGAAAGGAGCCGGAGGAGAUUCCGAGGGAUCCUGUCCGUUUGAACUUUUUGUUUGUGGGGAGUAAGGCCGCUGGGCAGACGUCUUUGCUAUUUCGAUCCCGUUAUGGAUACUUCCCUGAUUCAAAUGCCUUUUCUCGUCCUCUGUUUGAGACCUACGUCAACGAACGAAUCUACCACAACCAACCUCUGACCUACAUCGAAUGGGAUGCCGUGUUUCUCUGCUUCGACAUCUCGGAUAAGAUAUCCAUGUACACAAUCAUCCAAUGGUGGCAUCACGCUUCGAGCCAAGGCUUCACCAAAUCUGCGAGUUUUGCGCCAUUGCUGUACCUCGUCGGUCUAAAGAAGGAUCUUCGCGACCAGUGCUUUUUGGAAGAUCAUCAGACUGGUUCUGCAUUCUCGUCUUCUGGAUUGCUGGCGUAUCCGACUUGCUGCAUUUGCUCAUCAGAGGCAACUUGGCAGGCCACUCGGAUUGGCGCACACAAAUACAUCGAAUGCUCGGCUGCGACUGGUGAAGGGAUGAAGGAGGUCAUCGAUGACUCUGGAAGAGAGGCGAUGAGAAGACUUGUUGGGGGGCAAGUGCCUGAGGAGGAGGUUAUUCCCAAGAAGAAGCGACGUUUCUUCUAA
Messenger RNA from Fusarium fujikuroi IMI 58289, 936 nucleotides. RefSeq names its product related to GTPase Rho. Gene Ontology annotation, biological process: small GTPase-mediated signal transduction. The coding region runs from base 1 to 936 and encodes 311 amino acids. Lineage: Eukaryota; Fungi; Ascomycota; Sordariomycetes; Hypocreales; Nectriaceae. The record is from RefSeq and is a predicted model, not a curated record. Gene Ontology annotation, molecular function: GTP binding; GTPase activity. The transcript is spliced from 7 exons.